Andrographis paniculata is the source of this 679-nucleotide messenger RNA. RefSeq lists its product as uncharacterized. Lineage: Eukaryota; Viridiplantae; Streptophyta; Magnoliopsida; Lamiales; Acanthaceae. The transcript has a single exon. Bases 79 to 384 code for a protein of 101 amino acids. The record is from RefSeq and is a predicted model, not a curated record.
UAAUGGAGGACGAACAAGAAGUAAUUCAUUGAUCGGAAAAUUAAUUUAAAUUAAAUUAAAUUAAAUAUUAUUGUGUCCAUGGAGCUGCCGCAAAGCAGAAGCCGGCUUCCUCCCCGGACGAGGACGGCUGAAGCCGCCGCCGGCAAGAAUCUGAAUCUGAAUCUGAGUUUGAUGAGUCCGAGGAAGGCUUACAGCCGAUCGGCGGCGUCGGAAAGUAAGCUGAGGAGGAGGAGGAGGCACGGGAGCAAAGAGGUUGUGAGGAGGGCUUUGAUGCAGCCGCCGAGUCAGAAGCCGAGCUGGAGGUGGAGGAAUUUCACGCCCACGCCGACGCGAUUCUCCGCCGUCGACGGCGCGGCGGCGGGGGAGCCCCUCUUAAUUAAUUAAUCGGACGGCGGCGGAUCCUGCUCGUCUGAAAUCUGAAUCUAUCUUGAUUAUUCUUGUUUAUUUAAUUAGCAGAGGCUGAAAUUAAUUAGAUCUGUUUUUUCGAUCAAUCGGCUGUAUAUUCUUUUUGUGAAUUAAUCCAGUGUAAGAUUAAGUUUGGUUCUUCCAUAAAUGAAGUCCAUGGAGGUCGUUAGAAAUUGUUACGGAGAGCUUCUAUGAAGACAAUAAUUAUACAUCUUUAUGCUCUUGAUUUUGUUCUUCAUAUGCAUCAAAAGUCAAAAAUCUUUUUUACUUGAAA